Nematolebias whitei (Rio pearlfish) is the source of this 1661-nucleotide messenger RNA. It is a transcript of the gene ubxn7, whose product is annotated as UBX domain protein 7. Gene Ontology annotation, cellular component: nucleus. The record is from RefSeq and is a predicted model, not a curated record. The transcript is spliced from 11 exons. NCBI's taxonomy places the organism in Eukaryota, Metazoa, Chordata, Actinopteri, Cyprinodontiformes, Rivulidae. Bases 37 to 1617 code for a protein of 526 amino acids. Gene Ontology annotation, molecular function: ubiquitin binding. Gene Ontology annotation, biological process: proteasome-mediated ubiquitin-dependent protein catabolic process.
AUGCGCCACUUUUAUGUUGUUGUUUGAGGCGGUAAGAUGGCGGCGCUCGGAGACACCUCAACUCCGGUGGUGAAUGGGUUAAUACAACAAUUUACAGCAAUAACAGGGGCUACAGAGAGUGUAGGAAAACACAUGCUUGAAGCGUGUAACAAUAACCUGGAGAUGGCAGUGACCAUGUUUCUGGAUGGAGGUGGGAUGGCAGAGGAGCCCAGCACCAGCUCCAGUUCAGCAGCAUCGAGCAGCAGAGCUCCCCCCACAGAUGAAGUGCGAGCACCCAUUCCCCAGAAGCAGGACAUACUGGUGGAGCCAGAACCACCGUUCGGAGUGCCAAAGCGAAGACGACCUGCUCGAUCAAUAUUUGAUGGCUUCAGAGACUUUCAAACAGAAACAAUCCGCCAGGAACAGGAGCUGCGUAACGGAGGAACAGUGGAUAAGAAACUCAGCACCCUGGCAGACCUUUUCCGUCCUCCCAUUGAACUCAUGCACAAAGGCAGCUUUGAAACGGCAAAGGACUGUGGACAGCUUGAAAACAAGUGGCUUAUGAUCAACAUCCAAAAUGUUCAGGACUUCGCGUGCCAGUGUCUUAACAGGGACGUGUGGAGUAACGACGCAGUGAAGAACAUCAUCCGAGAACACUUCAUAUUCUGGCAGGUAUACCAUGAUAGUGAAGAAGGACAAAGGUACAUCCAGUUCUAUAAGUUGAACAAGUUUCCUUAUAUUUCCAUCCUUGAUCCACGCACAGGCCAAAAAAUGGUGGAGUGGAAUCAGCUGGACGUGGCAUCAUUCCUGGAGCAAGCGUCCAGCUUCCUGGCAGAGCAUGGGCAGCUCGAUGGGCCAUCCUGCCAAGCGCCCCCAGCCAAACGAGCUCGCUCGGAGAGUCUUAUUGAUGCCAGCGAAGACAGCCAGCUGGAGGCGGCAAUCCGAGCCUCCCUACAGGAGACCCACUAUGAGUCUGCAAAUGUCCCUGACGCCCCUGACUCCCCCCGAUCAGAGGACGAAUCCGAUGCAGAGCCGUUUUCUGACAGCGAGGGACCCAUCUCUGUUGAUGGCUCAGACAGCGAAACACCGGCACGGCACGAAGAAAAAAGUUCAGCCAGCAAACAGACGCAGGCGCCCUCAGCCACUGUAGCCCCGCAGCGCCUACAUCCAGACAGUUCCACUUCUUCCCAUAGAAAGUCUCCGUACAAAGAAAACAAUCACAGUCACAAGAAAGAGGAGAGCAAAAAAAACCACCUGGAGCCCUCGUCUGCUAGUUCUCAUCAUUCUCAACCAGAUGCAGACUCUGGGGGGAACCGCUGCACCUCACAAAGCAGAAGUGCUGGAACCUCAAGCAUCAGCACCACAACCUGUGACGUGGACUGUCCUGAUGACAACGGCCCCAAAGCGAGGUUGAUGCUCCGUUAUCCAGAUGGGCAGAGAGAACAGAUUUCGUUGUCUUCAAAAGCAAAACUAUUGGCUCUGGUCAGACACGUCCAGUCCAAGGGUUACCCCAACGAACGCUUCGAACUCGUCACCAACUUUCCCAGGAGGAAGCUUGCCCACUUGGACUAUGACAUCACACUGCAAGAAGCGGGGCUUUGUCCACAGGAAACUGUAUUUGUGCAGGAGAGGAACUAGUAACAUUCACUUUCAGCUUCUUCAUAUCUCUGGUAGACCUCACU